CGGAAGAACUCUUGCUCUCUCCUCUCCUCUCUUCUCCUCCAGUCGACUCCCUCUCGGGAAUCGUGUGCAAGAGGCGCUCCGUGCUCCUCCCGCCGAGGGAAGCGGGAGUUCCAGGAAGUAGUAGAUAGGCGGGCAGGACAGCUUCAGCGCCGAGAGCCCUGUGGCGGUCGAUCUCCUCCAUCUCGGAGCGAAGCUCCUUCCUUGAGGCGGGGCGGUCUCCCGCCUCAGCCCCCUUUUUGGGAGGAAGGAAGGAAAUAGGGAGGGGCGGAAAGAACAGAAGCAAAGAGGAGCCUCCUCUAUACUGGGUGGAGAGAGCGAGCGCGACGGCGGCUCCUCGCGGGAACAAAGAGGCGCGAAAACGCGAAGGCUGAGGGGAAAGGGGCUAUUCUUCUUCUCGCUCCAGCGGCCGCGGAGAUGAAAGAAGAGUGAAAAGGCAUGGAUAUAACAUGAAUUGCUUAACGCGUUCAGAAAAAAUAGGAAUUAUUUCUCAGUUAACUAAAUAAAAUGGAUGAGUCGGUCUUAUUGGAUCUGUUGGAGUGCCCUGUCUGUUUAGAACGUCUGGAUGCUUCUGCAAAAGUUUUGCCUUGUCAACAUACAUUUUGUAAAAGAUGUCUCUUGGGCAUUGUGAGCUCACGCAAUGAGCUUCGUUGUCCUGAAUGUAGGACAUUAGUAGACUGCAAUGUUGAUGACCUUCCUAAUAAUAUUUUGCUUGUUCGACUACUAGAUGGCAUCAAACAAAGGCCUCAGAAAUUGACUAAUUUAAUGACGUGCUCAAAUUUAUUAAGGGCCCAAACUAGCACUGUUAUUAAUUGCAUUCAAAAAGACUUACAUAGUUCUCAAAGUGUCCAGCAACAGAGAGUACAAGCACGAAGUCCACCUGUUAGGGGUGUACCUCAGUUACCUUGUGCCAAAGCAUUAUAUAACUAUGAGGGAAAAGAGCCUGGAGAUCUUAAAUUCAACAAAGGUGACAUCAUCAUAUUACGUAGGCAAGUUGAUGAAAAUUGGUAUCAUGGAGAAGUUAAUGGUAUCCAUGGAUUUUUUCCUACCAAUUUUGUCCAGAUAAUUAAACCAUUACCUCAACCUCCACCUCAGUGCAAAGCACUUUAUGACUUUGAAAUUAAGGACAAGGAAGCUGACAAGGAUUGUUUACCCUUUUCAAAGGAUGAUAUUCUUACUGUGAUUCGCCGAGUAGAUGAAAAUUGGGCUGAAGGAAUGUUGGCUGACAGGAUUGGAAUAUUUCCUAUUUCAUAUGUUGAGUUUAACUCAACAGCAAAACAACUUAUUGAACUAGACAAACCAUCAGUUUCUACAGUAGAUUCUGGAGAAGGCACCUCUGGUUCAUCCCAUUGCAAUUCAGUUCAAAAGCAUACUGAUGUGAAAAAGAAUACCAAAAAACGCCAUUCUUUUACUUCCCUUACCAUGUCCAAUAAGGCUUCACAGUUGUCUCAGAAUCGUCAUUCAAUGGAAAUCAGCCCUCCUGUUCUCAUCAGCUCCAGUAAUCCAACUGCUGCAGCACGGAUAACUGAGCUUUCAGGCCUUUCUUGUAGUGCACCUUCUCAGGUUCACAUUAGUACCACUGGACUAAUUGUAACCCCACCACCCAGCAGUCCAGUAACAACGGGACAUUCAUUUACCUUUCCACCUGAAGUCACUUACCAAGCUGCUUUUGCUGUAAGUAGUAUUAAUCCACCUCUCCCACCACCACCAUCACCUGUCUUAUCUGCUACAAUAAUUGCCCCUAAUUCUACAUGCCUGUCUUCGGGGUCAGUUCAGAAGUCAACAUCUGCAUUGACCGAGCAAAUAUCACAUUUGAGAGCUCAGACAAGACCAAGUGUGUAUAUUGCUAUUUAUCCAUACACUCCUAGAAAAGAAGAUGAACUGGAAUUGAGAAAAGGUGAAAUGUUUUUGGUGUUUGAACGUUGUCAGGAUGGCUGGUUUAAAGGAACUUCCAUGCAUACCAGCAAAAUUGGUGUAUUCCCUGGAAAUUAUGUAGCACCAGUUACAAGGCCAAUGACAAGUGCUUCCCAAGCAAAAAUACCUGUAUCUACUGCUGGCCAGACAGGGCGAAUAGUGACCAUGGUCAGUGCUCCCACUGCUGGAGGAACAGUGCAAAAACUUCAGGGAAAUGGGGUGACAAUGACUUCUGAUACAAUACCGACAGCUGUGGUCUCUGCUGCACACAUACAAAAGAGUCCACAAUCCAAGAUCAUUAUGCAUAUGUCCAGUCAAAUGACAGUGAAUCAAGCUCGCAAUGCAGUUAGAACAGUUGCAAUUCAUAGCCAAGAAAGACCGACAGCCACUGUAACACCAAUUCAGACUCAGAAUUCAGCAUGCCUUAUUCCUGCUGCUGUAAUUAUUCCACACCAUUCUGUUGCUUCCCAACAGCUACAAUCUCAAUUUUCAAAUGCUGCUGCUUAUAUUACAGCUGUAAAUAUCAACCGAGCAAAUGUCCCAUUGGCUUGCACAACAUCUUCAUUAAAUUCUCCUAGCUCUUCUGUAUCAGUAGAUGGAGAUUCAAGUGGAAAAAUUGUGACUGUUCAUACGGGAGCUCCAGCUUCCCCAGAAAAUACAUUGACUGCUGGAGGUACUCCUACUAUGAGUAAAACAGAGAGAGAUGGAAAGAAAGAAAAAAAGGGGUUACUGAAGUUACUUUCAGGAGCAUCUACUAAACGUAAACUUAGAGCAUCACCACCACCAUCCCCAACUCUCGAAGUUGAGCUGGCAACUACAGAACUCUCCCUUCAGGGUGCUGUAGGGCCAGAAAUUCCAUCAAUUUCUGGUCAGGGAAGAGCAGACACUUGCCCCAUGGACAGUGAAUCACCUACAAUUGUGCUGGACAGUAUUCACAGCAAAACAAGUUCUUUGGAUUCUAAUAUACCUGUAGUUCCUCCUCCAAGGCAACCAUGCUCAUCAUUGGCUCUAGCAUCGAAUGAAUCCAGAUCUGUAAUCUAUGAACGAUACAGAGUAAUGGUACCCUAUCCUCCUCAGAGUGAAGCUGAACUUGAACUUAAAGAAGGAGAUGUUGUUUUUGUUCAUAAAAAACAUGAAGAUGGCUGGUUCAAAGGCACAUUGCAGCGAAAUGGAAAAACUGGCCUUUUCCCUGGAAGCUUUGUGGAGAGUAUCUAAGAAAACUAAUUUAAAAUAUUUCAACUCUUGCAGCACUAUAGAACAAAGAGAGAGAUUGCAGCCAUGGAAGGCUGUAACAUAAACAAAUUUAUAUUUAUGUUUUUCAGUAUCCUACAACACAAUUCUGGCAGCAAAGAUUAAAAUAGUUGCAUUUUUAUCAUUUUGACUGUAACGUGUGCCUUGUAAUGUUUGAUUUAUUCUUCAGAGGAUUUUAAAAGAGAGUGUUUAUGUUUGUGUGUGUGUAUACACAUACAUACAUACCAUAAAAACUUAUUGUUUACAAAGAUGUAACUAAUUUAUUCAUUUUUCUAAACCUGAAUUCUGUUUAAUAGCUAAAGUUUGGUGAUUAUGAUUAACAAGUUAUUUAUAAGUUAAGGAGAAGCUGGAUUCUUUUCUUACAAGAAGAUAUAAUGUCAGAUGGCUUUUUACAACUGUGUGACAGUGAAGUAAGUUUUUUUAAUGGGUUAAUGUUGGCUAUAAUAACGAUGAUGUGGUAUCAGAUUGAACCAUGCACACUGGGGUAAAAUGACAUUGUGGAUUUGUUUUACUUAGGGUGAGAAACUAUCUGUCAAUAGCAAGUCUUAAUGUCUCAGAUAGAAACAUUUCUGAUGAAACAUUUCUAAAAGGCAAUGAAACAGCUGUGCAGCAUUGUUAACAUUUUUCAAACUGAGAAUAGAAUAUAUAAAAUAUACCAGAAAUGGAGAAUAUCAACUUCUGCUAGCAUCUAUUUGUUGAGCAUUUUUGGAUAUAUGUUGAGAUUUCCCUUUGUAGAUUUAAUUACUUCUUUGAAUACAGGUAGUCCUUGAGUUAAGAAUGGAAUGGAGCCUGCUCAUUCCAUCCGUAACUGGAGGAUUUGUGGGAGUGGAUCUCAUACCUUGAAUGGGAUCACUCCCUCCCUUCGCCCACGCAUUCGCUAAUCAAAUGCGAGGCUUGUUAAGUGCACAUAAGGUAUUUCAGGGUGGGGAAGGCCAUGGGGGACCUACAAUGGAACAGGCCACCUGCCUAAGACCACCCAAGGCCUUCCCGACCGACUGAAAUACCUAAUGCUCCCCACAAUCGCUGGCUCGCUGGGUCACUUACCUUCUGAAGAUCUAGCAAGCAGUCUCCUCUCCAGCCUCACACGCCCCUCUGCAGUUCCAUUCGGGCCUCCACAGAUCUCGCUCAGCAGGUUGCCUCUGCGGGCCUCCCACAGCCAGUUGCAGGCUGAAUUGGAGCCUCCGGGGGCCAGAUCCAGUCCUCCAAGGCUCCGUUCAGCCCUCCGCAGGCUUCCCCCAGCCUGUUGCAAAUGGAAAUGGAGUCUCUGGCGGCUGGACCUGAAUCCCCAGGGUCUGGAUCCGAGCUUCGGGGGCCGGAUUCAGCCAUCUGACGCUCUUUUCGGCCCUCUGUGGGCUUCCCACGGCCAGUUGCAAACCAAAAUGGAGCCUCCAGGGGCCAGAUCCGAGCCUCCAGGGGUCGGAUCCAGUCCUCUGACGCUCCGUUCAGCCCUCUGCAGGCCUCCCCUGGCCCAUUGCAGGCCGAAAUGGAGCCUCUGGGGGCUGGGUCCAAGCCUUCGGGAGGUGGAUUUGGCCCUCCGAGCUCCGUUUGGCCUGGAAAGUCCUCUGAGGUUCCGUUCAGCCCUCCGGGGGCCUCCCCUGGCCCAUUGCAAACUGAAAUGGAACCUCCGGGAGCCCCACAGAAGCUCCAUUUCAGCCGGUAAGGUGCUGGGCGUGGCCUCUGGAUGACCAAACAGGGCUUCUGAAGCGCGGAUCUGCCCCUCAGAAGCUCCAUUUUGGCCGGCAACAUGCAGGACAAAUGUUGCAGAGCCUCUGGUUGUUCAUAAGGGCCAACAACUGCCCUGGUGCUGCAAGAUUCUUAGUUUUGGGCCUUGUUUGGAAACGCUAGGGGGCAUUGAUCGUGUAACUUCGAACAUUCCCUAAGGGAAUACUUGUAACUUGGGGAUUACCUAUGCACAACAUUACAGAAUAUAAAUGAGUUAAGAUAGAUGUAAUGCAAAACAACUGGAAGCAUGGAAAAUAAUUGUGAUAAUUGAUAGGAUCAAAAUUUCAAUUCAAAUUGCACUCAUUGUCUAAAUAUGCCAAGAAAUGUUUGCUUCUUUAUAUUUUCAAACUGAUUUGCAUGGCUGAGACAAAUUACAUUGUUUGAGCAAAAGUGGUGGUAAAUGAUAUACUUGUGUUUUUAACGUAAGGCUGUAAGAACACUGUGACAUUUUUGCUAAUUUUAAAACUUGCUAUUUUUAUAUGUCUUGAGUCGUCAGUUUCUUGCAUGCAUUAUCACAUACAAACAGGUAUACAAAACAGCGCAUGACUGACUAUAGAGUUUAUUAUACUGUACUGGAUGUUAUAAUGAACUGGAUGUUAAAUAACCAGUUACCUGCUAGUAUGAAAGCCACUGACCAAAAACUAGUGAGUGAUUGGAUACUGCUGUAUAAAGAAUAUUCUCACUAUUCAGUAUAAUUCCAGCCAUGGAUAUUUUAAAGCACAAGAGUUUUGUGGAACAUAUCCUCUACUUAAUUUCAGGCCUUGAAGAAGGUUAUAUUCAGUUUCCCCUCUCUUACUAUUUUUGCAUUCUUAGUUUGGAAAUAAAUUUUCUAAGGAAAGCAAGCUGCCAUUUAACUCUUUUUUUAUCCUCUGCUGAAUAUCCUCUGCUCAGAAGCUGUUUUCUCCUAAACAAUAUACAUUGGUAAUGUUCCAGGACAUCGGCCUUAGGAUAUUGUCUCACAUAUUCAAGACCUAAAGUGUGUGUGUGGGGGGGGGGGGGAGUGAUGAUGAUAUUCUGAUUAUUUAAGACUUUUAUUACAUCUCUCUUUUCUGAUAAAAUGUUUAAAAAUUAUAACCUUCUUUAAAUUUAGAAUCUGUUGAGGUAGGUUAAUAGAAAUCUCUUAUUCUCCAGUGAUCAGCUAACAUCUGGAAAUUACUCUGCCUUUCCCUCUUCAAGCUAAUUAGUCCUAAAAGAGAGGAGCAUAUUAGCAAGAUUAAAAAAUAAUCUUGUGAAGUCUUUUGAUCCCUUCCCAAAUUGAAUUCUAUCCCACAAAAAAAUGUCAAAUCACAUGGAUUUAGUUGCUGGGAAGGGAGUGGGUUUAUAAUAGUUACCCUGGACCUUUUAGUAGACCUGAAACUGUCAUUUAUUCUGUACAUGAUUCUUGUCAGGAAAAUACAAUUACAGCAUUUCAAGAUUAUUGCAUAUUCAAGCUAUUAUUACUAUUAUUAUUGUCACAGGGGACCCUAUGCACAAGAUUGUCUUCAUGCCAUUGCUUGAUAGCAACAGUCUUGCUUAUCAAGAUUGAUAGCAAUUAGCUAUCGAGCUAAUUUAUUACAUUUAGCUCAUUAAUUUCUGUAUAACGUUUAGAUUACUUUGGCAGAUCUCUUCUUUAAGUAUAUGAUAGGAAGAAAUUCUAUAGGCAAUUACCUUGAACUAGAUCCUGCCCAUGGGAAAGAUUGACCUGUAAAUUUCUGCCUAUUAUGCAGCUGCUCAAGAUUAAGAGUUCAGUUACCAAAAUAGUGGGUAACCUUAAACUCAAUGCCUUUUCUUUAAUAACCAGGUAAUGCGAAUUUAAAAGUCUUUGUUUCCUGACAGGAAUGAAACUUUAAGUUUAACUUAAAGGAAAUGCAUGCUGUAUUAAGGUGAAGAAUUCAAAUUAGUUGAUGAUUAAUGAUUUUCAUGUAAAACACACAUGAUUUUUUAAAAUAUAUAAAUGGGAGAAAAUAAUUGGUAGCUGAACUGGUUUCUUCCCAUAUCAAGUAGUUUCAUUAUUAUUUUAAUAUAUUGAAAACAUUCCUUAAAUGAUACACUGAACAAUUCAAUUCUUUAAAAGCUUGGUUUUUAAUUUAAAAAGCUUGGUUUACUUGAAUGUUUAUAUGAUGUACAAACUAUUUGAAAUGAACUUUAAUAAGGAAAUGCUGGCAUCAACUUUCAUCAGCACCUAUUGACACUUAUGUGUCGAUCUUAUUUUCAUGUAUUAGUAGAUUUAUAUGUGAGAGACUACUACAAAGAAUCUUCUCCAUAUGGUAGCAUACUUGUGUGACACAGGUACCUCUAUUUCAAGAUUUUAUUAUAUAAUGUCUAUCAAAAAUAUAAAUUAAUAUGAUAGUGUUCUUACAGUAUAAUACAUUUUCUAAUAACUUUUUAAGAAAAUGAAUCAUAUUAUUUUAAGGGCUUGUUAUACACUGUACAACAAUUUUUUAAAAUGCAGUUAUCACGUCACAUGACCUUUAUAAAUUUUGUGGGACUUGGAUUGGUUUUUAGGGUUGCUUGUAAUUGAGUUUAUGAACAAAAAAGCCUUUACACUCAUUUUGGAGUACUUUCUUAAAGAAAUUCUGUGGAAAAUUUUAAUGUCUAUAUUUGAGGUCUAGUGAAUGUUAUAUGUUUUUAUCUGUUAAAUUUCAUUCCUAAUAAAUAUUUUCUUAGCAAAGCA
Messenger RNA from Pantherophis guttatus, 7537 nucleotides. RefSeq names its product SH3 domain containing ring finger 1 (gene SH3RF1). Gene Ontology annotation, molecular function: protein binding; ubiquitin protein ligase activity; metal ion binding. Gene Ontology annotation, cellular component: cytosol. The record is from RefSeq and is a predicted model, not a curated record. NCBI's taxonomy places the organism in Eukaryota, Metazoa, Chordata, Lepidosauria, Squamata, Colubridae. Gene Ontology annotation, biological process: protein ubiquitination; positive regulation of JNK cascade; positive regulation of proteasomal ubiquitin-dependent protein catabolic process.